AUGAAGCUGAGCCUGACUUUCCCAGCCUCUGGUUGCCAGAAACUCACCAAAGUGGACAAUGUACGCAAAUGUUGUGCUUUUUAUGAGAAUCAUGCGGCAAUGGGAGUUUCUGCUGAUGCUCUGGGUGAAGAGCAGAAGGGUUAUGUGGUUCGAAUCAGUGGUGGGAACAACAAACAAGGUUUCCCCACGAAGCAGGGUGACUUCACACAUGGCCGCGUCUGCCUGCUGUUGAGUAAGGGGCAUUCCUGUCAACAACCAGGGGGCACUGGAGAGAGAGAGUGCGCAUCCAUCCAUUUGGGGAAAGGUAUUCCUGGUCUCACUGACACUGCUAUGCCUCGUCACCUGGAGUCCAAAAGAGCUAGCAAAAUCCACAAACCUUCCAGUUUCUCUAAAGAAGACAGUGUCCACCAAUAUGGAGUGAAAAAGCCCCUAAACAAAGAUGGUGAUGAACCAAGGACCAAAGCACCCAAGAUCCAGUGGUUUGUUGCUCCAUGCAUCCAACAGCACAAAUGUCAGCGUAUUGCUCUGAAGAAACAGUGUACAAAGAAAAAUAAGAGAGAGGUCACAGAAGAUGCUAAAUUUUUGGCCAAGAGAAUGAAGGAGGCCAAAGAAAAAUACCAGGAACUGAUUGCCAAGAGACAUAGGCCGCUCUCUCUGAGAGCUUCUACCUCUGUCUGA
Artibeus jamaicensis (Jamaican fruit-eating bat) is the source of this 678-nucleotide messenger RNA. RefSeq names its product 40S ribosomal protein S6-like. The record is from RefSeq and is a predicted model, not a curated record. Lineage: Eukaryota; Metazoa; Chordata; Mammalia; Chiroptera; Phyllostomidae. Gene Ontology annotation, biological process: translation. Bases 1 to 678 code for a protein of 225 amino acids. Gene Ontology annotation, molecular function: structural constituent of ribosome. The transcript has a single exon. Gene Ontology annotation, cellular component: ribosome.